AAAAAAAAAAAUUGAAGGAAGAUGUCGUCGUCUGCGUCUGGCUAUGUCAGUAUUCCCCGGUGCCCUGUGAUUUUUGAUGGUACCAACUAUGGAGAGUUUGCUGCCUUUAUGCGCAUUCACAUGCGCGGCCUUCGGCUGUGGGGUGUUCUUACUGGCGAGGUCUUUUGUCCGCCGCACCCCACUGCUCCUGUGCCUCCUACUCCACCGUCUGUGCCACAGGCCCUUGCUGAAGAUGCUACGCAGGCUGAUCGGGAUGCAGCCAAGUCUGCCGAGACUGCUGCUGAUGAGGCAUAUGAUGAGCAGGUACUUGCCUAUUCAGAGGCUCUUGACUCCUACCGCGAUAGUUUGGCUACCUUUACUCAGUGGUGUGAUGAGGAUGCCAGAGCUGCCGCUGUUCUUUCACAGAGUGUUCAGCCACAGUUUGCUUCUGAGUUUAUGGGGCUCGCUACUGUCGCUGAGAUGUGGUCUCACCUUCGUCAGCGCUAUCAGCCUUCUGGGGAUUCUCUGUACUUGUCUGUGUUGCGUCAGGAGCAUGAUCUUCAGCAGGGUGACUCUACUGUUGAUGAGUUCUACACCCGAGUGCGGCGAUCCGGCGCCGCCUGA
Lolium perenne is the source of this 603-nucleotide messenger RNA. Lineage: Eukaryota; Viridiplantae; Streptophyta; Magnoliopsida; Poales; Poaceae. The record is from RefSeq and is a predicted model, not a curated record.